This is a messenger RNA of Drosophila teissieri, 1492 nucleotides long. It is a transcript of the gene yellow-f2, whose product is annotated as L-dopachrome tautomerase yellow-f2. Lineage: Eukaryota; Metazoa; Arthropoda; Insecta; Diptera; Drosophilidae. Bases 51 to 1409 code for a protein of 452 amino acids. The record is from RefSeq and is a predicted model, not a curated record. The transcript has 4 exons. Gene Ontology annotation, cellular component: extracellular region.
GGCCUCAAAUCGGCAAGGCGAACAUUGAUUAGAUCCCCAAACACGGAGCAAUGUUAUCGCCACAACUUCUGAUUCUUAGUUUAAUCUCUGGGUUACAGCUGCUUUCCUUGGCAGAUGGUGAUCCCAUGAUAGAGGUCUUCAGAUGGAAGCAGAUGGACUUUUACAAUCGGGGAGAUGGCCCUUUGAGCUUGGGCGGAAGAAAAGACAGACCCAGCUUUUCAGCUCCGGUUGUCUUUCCUGGCAAGUACUCUCGUCGGAAGCGUCAGGUUAUGACCUCACGCGAUACACCAGUUGUCAUCAACUCCCGCACCAACGUUGACGACCCCAACGACUCCUACAUUCCGUACAACAACGUGCCCAUGGGAGCCACUCACUUCCGUGGACGCCUUUUUGUCACGAUGCCUCGGCGACGGGUGGGCAUCCCGUCCACCUUGAAUUACAUCGAUCUGGCCGAGGACGGAUCGGUCCAGAGCCCCAAGCUGCGGGCCUAUCCCAACUUUGCGCUUAAUCAAUUCAACGCGAGUGCGGAGAACUUGGUGUCCGUCUAUAGAACCUCCGUGGAUGCCUGCCAGCGUCUCUGGUUCAUCGACACGGGAAUGCUGGAGUACCCAAAUAACCGCCAACAGAUCCGACGUCCCAGCAUUUGGGUAGUCGACUUGGCCACGGAUCAAGUGCUGAAACGCUUUGAUAUUCCGGAAAGUAUUGCUGAAACGGGUCGUGGAUUGGCCAGCAUCACCGUCGAUGUGAAGGCGGGUCAAUGUGGCGAUGCUUACGCCUAUAUUCCGGAUCUGGUGUACCGGCGCCUGUACGUCUAUCACCUCCGAAACGAUAGAAUCUGGUCCUUCGAGCACAACUACUUUAACUUCGACCCGCUUUCCGGGGACCUCAGCAUUGGCGGACAGACCUUCCGCUGGGACGAUGGCAUCUUCUCAAUUACUUUGGGAGCCCAGCGGCCAGAUGAAAGUCGAGAUGUCUACUUCCAUCCCAUGGCCACUACGAAUGAGUUUGUGGUUUCCAACCGGGUUCUGCAGCAGGAGUCCAACGCCGCACGCUCCGAUCAUGGAAACGAUUUCCGGGUACUCGGAAACCGUGGUCCAUCCACACAGUCCACGAUGCACGCAUACGAUCCUGGGACUGGGGUGGUCUUCUUCGAUGAGAUCCAGCGAAACGGAGUGGGCUGCUGGAAAACCAGCAAGCCAAUCUCGGCGGAAAGCUAUGGCUCUGUGGAUUCCAAUGCCAUGGACAUGAUUUAUCCCAGCGACUUGUCGAUUGACGAGGACGGCACCAUUUGGGUCAUGUCCAACUCCAUGCCCAUCUUCAUUUACUCCACACUGGACACGAAUGUAUACAAUUUCCGGAUCUGGAAGCAAAAGGCAUCGCUGGCCAGGAGGGGCACAGUUUGUGAGUGAUUCGUGUGGAAAUCUUAAUGAAUGUUAAACUAAUCUGUUAAUUAAUAAUACAUAAGUAAGAAUCACGAAAUUUCCCUUUGUGA